CCCGAAGAGAGGCGGCGGCCCCCGCAGCAGCCGCAGGAGGGGCGGCGGCGGUGGGCGCCGCAGGAGAUGCCCCUGCCCGGCUGCUCCGGCGUGGGGCAGUGCGAGCGGCGGCGGGGGAGCAGGCAGGGGGCGGCGGCUGCGGCGGCUGCAACAGAGGGGCCGAGAGCUGGAGGCGGCGGCGGCCUCGAAGGGCAUCGGCGGAGGCGGUGAUGGCAACAGUGGUGAUCUGAAGAUGGAAAGAGCCAGGCGAAGGGGAGGCGGCGGCGGCGGCGGCCGCGGCCGCGGCGGCAAGAAUGUAGGGGGCUCUGGCUUCAGCAAGAGUAGACUCUAUCCCCAGGCCCAGCACUCCCACUACCCCCACUACGCGGCUUCAGCCACCCCUAACCAGGCCGGGGGCGCAGCUGAAAUCCAGGAGCUGGCCUCCAAAAGGGUGGACAUCCAGAAAAAGAGGUUUUACCUAGACGUGAAGCAAAGCUCCCGGGGCCGGUUCCUAAAGAUAGCCGAGGUCUGGAUAGGGAGAGGCCGGCAAGACAAUAUCAGAAAGAGUAAACUGACCCUCUCCCUGUCUGUGGCCGCGGAGCUGAAGGACUGUCUAGGGGACUUCAUCGAGCACUAUGCCCACCUGGGCCUGAAAGGCCACCGACAAGAGCAUGGUCACGGCAAAGAGCAAAGCUCCAGGAGGAGACAGAAGCACGCAGCACCCUCCCCACCAGUCUCUGUGGGGUCCGAAGAGCACCCUCACAGUGUCCUCAAAACAGAUUACAUAGAGAGGGACAAUAGGAAAUACUAUCUAGACCUAAAGGAAAAUCAGCGGGGUCGCUUCCUAAGGAUAAGACAAACCAUGAUCCGGGGGACUGGCAUGAUAGGUUAUUUUGGCCACACUUUGGGGCAAGAGCAGACUAUCGUCCUCCCAGCACAAGGGAUGAUUGAGUUUCGGGAUGCCUUGGUUCAGCUCAUUGAAGACUAUGGCGAAGGGGACAUAGAAGAACGCAGAGGUGGAGACGAUGACCCAGUCGAACUCCCAGAGGGGACUUCUUUCAGAGUGGACAAUAAAAGGUUCUACUUUGAUGUGGGCUCUAAUAAAUAUGGAAUUUUCCUGAAGCUCACAAAUUACCCUAAAUCCAGAGGGAAUAUCCACCCUUUUCACUGUUGUCAAAUCCAGCAUAAGGAACAGCCCUAUGACACUACAAAAACAGUUGAGGAAUAAGGAAUAAGUCUCUUAUGUCACACUUCAGAAUAAAGGCAUUCGGUGAAAGAAAUGAACCGAAGUUCAUCGUGAAUGCAAGGCUUCUGUUCUUGACAUUCCUCCGCGGAAGGGAAGACAAGUGUCAACACCACUGGCAUCAUUUUCAAACCGAUCUUAUGUGGAAUAUCUUCCACCACACUGGAGUACUUCUUGACUCUAUCAGGUUUUUUCUGUUUUGUUUUGUUCUGUUUUAAUUCAUCAAGCCUUUCCGUUUUCAAAAAACCAUUUGUCAGCAUUGAGGUAGAAGGACAUAGAUUUGAAAAUACUUUCUUAAGAGAUCAUGUAACUAUAUAACUCUGAAUUUAAAAACUGAGGAGGAGGGAUCAUUUCAACCCACCGCCUCUUACAAGAAACAUGUUUUUAAAUCUGUAACUGCUUUAGUGUUAACAGGGUACAAAGUGUUUUUUGUCCUGUAUUGUACUUAAAAGGUUCUCAUUGAUUGGUGAUUGUAUUGUACUGUAUGAAAACAAGUCAUAAAUUGCCUUGUAUUGUUUAUA
Eubalaena glacialis (North Atlantic right whale) is the source of this 1743-nucleotide messenger RNA. It is a transcript of the gene PURG, whose product is annotated as purine rich element binding protein G. Gene Ontology annotation, molecular function: DNA-binding transcription factor activity, RNA polymerase II-specific; RNA polymerase II transcription regulatory region sequence-specific DNA binding; purine-rich negative regulatory element binding. The transcript has 3 exons. Lineage: Eukaryota; Metazoa; Chordata; Mammalia; Artiodactyla; Balaenidae. The record is from RefSeq and is a predicted model, not a curated record. Gene Ontology annotation, biological process: regulation of transcription by RNA polymerase II. Bases 233 to 1207 code for a protein of 324 amino acids. Gene Ontology annotation, cellular component: nucleus.